UUUCUGGUUCUGAUUAAUGCAGAUCGCCUCAUCUCCAUACCAUGUGAUCACAGCACUACUGGACAGCAGAGCAUCCUUCACCAAUGGCGAGAACCUCUUCAGCUCUUCUGCUUCUGCACUCGCCCCUCUCACCUUGCUGUUCAACUCAAUCACUUCGCCUUUGGACGAGAACACUUCUACGAAGACAGUCUUCACUUAGAGUAGCUCAAACUAGAACAAAGCCCAUUUGUUUAUCAAUUGCUGAAGCUAGCCUUGAUGCUCGAAAAGAGGAUAUUGUCAUCGUUGGAGCUGGAAUUGCUGGUCUCGCAACCGCAUUGUCCCUUCACAGGCUUGGAAUACCGUCUUUGGUGCUCGAACAAGCAGAGUCGCUUCGGACCAGUGGAACCUCCCUGACGCUUUUCAAGAAUGGAUGGAGCGUAUUGGAUGCACUAGGAGUUGGAGAUGAACUGAGGCCCCAAUUUCUUGAAAUUCAAGGGAUGGUUGUAAAAUCAGAAGAUGGCAGGGAGCUGCGCUCCUUCAAAUUCAAGGAUGAAGCUGAAGGCCAAGAGGUCCGUGCUGUGGAGAGGAGAAUACUUUUGGAGACUCUAGCUAAUCAGUUGCCUUCAGAUGCAAUCCGUUUUUCUUCUAAAGUGGCAAAGAUUGAAAAGAAUGAAAAUGGUGAAACUUCUUUGCAACUUUUGGAUGGGACCCAAAUACUAGCAAAGGUCCUAAUUGGUUGUGAUGGAAUCCGGUCACCAAUAGCAAAAUGGAUGGGAUUCACAGAGCCUCGAUAUGUUGGACAUUGUGCUUUUCGCGGGCUCGGAUUCUAUCCUAAUGGCCAGCCAUUUGACCCUAAAGUAAACUAUAUCUAUGGAAAGGGCUUGCGUGCUGGUUAUGUUCCAGUUUCUCCCACAAAAGUUUACUGGUUUAUCUGCUUCAAUAGCUCAUCUCCUGGACAAAAGAUCAUAGACCCAUCUGUGUUGAAGAAUGAAGCUCAAAAAAUGAUCAAAGGCUGGCCUUCAGAGCUGUUAAAUAUCAUAGACUUAACUCCAGAUGACACAAUCAUUAGGACACCACUAGUGGACCGAUGGUUGUGGCCUGUUGUCAGCCCUUCAGGAUCAACUAGUGGGGUUGUGCUUGUUGGUGAUGCAUGGCACCCCAUGACUCCCAAUCUUGGGCAAGGAGCUUGUUGUGCAUUAGAGGAUGCUGUGGUUCUGUCAAGAAAGCUCGCAGAUGCACUAGAGGUUGGCCCGGCAUCACUUGAUGAUGCUCUAAGCUCUUAUUGCAAGGAGAGAUGGACCCGUGUUUUUCCAUUAACAAUACGUGCAAAUCUUGUUGGAGCACUUCUGCAGUGGGAGAAUCCAGUGGUAUGUACUGUUCGAAAUAGUAUUAUCAUACCUAAGCUGGUUAAGCUUGGCCCAUUGUUAGAACACACAAAUUUUAACUGCGAACCUCUAGAAAGAAGGGGAAACAGGUUCCCAAUUAAUUAGUUUUGUGAAGGAGGGAGCCUAGUGCAUCAACAUUUUAUAUGAGGAGAUGAUUCAAAAUUUAGCAGGGAUGCAAAAAUAUAAAAGUUUCAGUCAUGAAAACAUCGAAACAAAUACAAAGGGUGUUCAUCUAUACUUCUCGACAGUAUUCCCCUUGUAGAAAUAAUGUAUCAAUGAAAGAAUGAAUCUAGAUGGGAUACUCUUGAUGGAACUCUUCAUCAUUUAACAGAAAACAAUGAUCAUUUAUUCAACUUUGUUUCGCAAAAA
Nelumbo nucifera (sacred lotus) is the source of this 1733-nucleotide messenger RNA. RefSeq names its product FAD/NAD(P)-binding oxidoreductase family protein (gene CTF2A). The record is from RefSeq and is a predicted model, not a curated record. Gene Ontology annotation, molecular function: FAD binding. Lineage: Eukaryota; Viridiplantae; Streptophyta; Magnoliopsida; Proteales; Nelumbonaceae.